GGUUUGAUGUUCGGCUACGCCACCGAUGAGACGGAGGAGUGCAUGCCCCUGACCGUGGUGCUCGCACAUAACCUCAAUCGCCGCAUCUCGGAGAUGCGGAAGGAGGGCUCGCUGUGGUGGGCCCGGCCCGACUCGAAGACCCAGGUGACAAUUGAAUACGCCAACGACAACGGUGCCAUGGUGCCGCUGAACGUCCACAGCGUCGUUGUCUCGAUCCAGCACGCCCCGGAGAUCUGCAUAGAGGAUCUCCGGCGGGAGAUCAUGUCGAAGGUGGUGCCGGAGGUGAUCCCUGCCAAGUACCUGUCCCCGCACACCAUCUACCACGUGAACCCCUGCGGCGAGUUUGUCAUCGGAGGUCCGCAGGGCGACGCCGGCCUCACCGGCCGCAAGAUCAUCGUCGAUACCUACGGCGGUUGGGGAGCCCAUGGUGGCGGCGCGUUCAGCGGCAAGGACUACACGAAGGUGGACCGGUCGGCCGCCUACGCCGCUCGCUGGGUGGCCAAGAGUCUGGUCAAGGCUGGGCUCUGCAAGCGCUGUCUCGUCCAGGUGUCCUACGCUAUCGGCGUGGCUGAGCCCAUCUCCAUCACCGUCUUCCACUACGGCACCAGCAAGUACAGUCAGCGGCAGCUGCUCGACAUUGUUAAGAAGAACUUUGACCUUCGGCCCGGCAAGAUCGUCAAGGAGCUGCAACUUCGACAGCCCAUCUACCAGCGCACUGCCAGCUAUGGCCACUUCGGUCGCAGCGACUUCCCCUGGGAGCAGCCCAAGGAGCUCAUCUUCUGAUGUCAACCAUAGAUGGCAGCACCUGUCGACAAUGCCGUGAUCUUGUUAUAUUGUGUGUCCCCGCAGGGACGUAAAAGCGAAAAUGAUGCCGAAGCCAAUCACGGGCGCUGGAAUUCGCUCAUUCCGUUGCAUGAUGAUGUUCAACCAUUCGGUCACAUUGACGUCAUUUGGUGGCGUUACUGGCAAUAAUGGUAUUGUAAUGACAUCAUUGUAUGCAUGCAUACGGUACAGCUAGCAAGGAAAUGUACCGCUGUCAGCCUUAAAUGAGACUCCCUGACUGUUUUGCUCCAAGGUCAGACAUGACGCCGCGUGCCUUGUGUGUUUUCACUGUCAAAUAUCUGCGUUUGACAUUAACUGUUUUGUUAGAUCUGUGUUCUUGUCCGUGUACAUGGGCCCAGCUUACCUUUUAGUGGUUUUUAGUGGAAAUGACGGACAAUGACAUCUUUUAUUUUUCGAUGUGAAUUGUGAGAGAAAGGAUGUUGCUUGUGCGUUUACACUAGUUAGCCUAUAGCCACUAUAAUGCUGUCUUAUUUUCAUCGCGUGCGUCAAAUUCUGAUUGGGGUCUUGGUGUGAGUCAUUGACUAUUUUGGUGUGGGCCAUUACUGUAUUGUGUAGUCGGGAUGGUUCAAUACAAAGGAAUGCC
Molecule: messenger RNA, 1426 nt
Organism: Pollicipes pollicipes
Lineage: Eukaryota; Metazoa; Arthropoda; Thecostraca; Pollicipedomorpha; Pollicipedidae
Product: S-adenosylmethionine synthase
Biological process (GO): S-adenosylmethionine biosynthetic process
Molecular function (GO): ATP binding; methionine adenosyltransferase activity
Source: RefSeq, a predicted model, not a curated record